AUGAUAAAUAAAGCAAGGACACUAAAAAAUGUUCCAUAUUGUCAUAUUUGUCACCGGCAAAUCGGUGAUGUUUUGCCUACAAGUGAAUCAAGGGUUAUAAAAUAUAGGAAACAAGAUAAAGACUCUAACCUAAGAGAUGUAAUUUUAAACAAACCAGAAAAUACAUCUAAAGAAUUCAGGGUAAAUAAUGUGAAUAUACAGAUGAUUUCAAAAAAUUUAUACGAGCAACUAUUUAAAAGUCCAACACCUGAGAUUAAUCCUAGUGUAAUUAAGAGUGUUCAAGAUCAUCUUCAACAGCAUGGCAUAAAUUUUAAAGAGAACACUUAUAUGCCAGAUGUUGAGUUAAAGCUACCAAAAUUGGAAGGAAAGGAUAUUGUGGAACAUUUUUACUGUAUAGGCGAAAAGCAAAGUGCUCCAUAUAGGGAACUGUUAAAUUUAUUAUCAUCUAGUAAGCUACCACAAUUGCCAAAAAAAUGGCUAAAAAGACAAGGUUGGACAAAAUAUACAUUAAAAGGAUCAGAACCAGUCCCCUUUCCUCCCGAUAGUGCAUUAAUACUAGAUGUUGAAGUUUUAAUGACUGCUGGGAAACGACCUACGUUGGCUUGUGCAGUAUCACCUCAUGCUUGGUAUGGAUGGGUCAGUGAGCCUCUUUCUAAAGGGGAGACACAUCAGUAUUUUGACAAUGUAGAAUAUGAUAGUCUAAUACCACUAGAAACAGAUGGACAAAGUAAUGGAGAAGAUUUAGAAAAACCAAGAAUAGUUGUUGGACACAAUGUUUCUUAUGAUAGAAGUAAAAUUAAAGAGCAAUAUUGGUUAAAAAAGACAGGUGUUCGUUUCAUGGAUACAAUGUCAAUGCACACAUGUGUUAGUGGAGUAACAAGUUACCAAAGAACUGUUUUGAAGGCGAAAAAUAAGGAACCAGAUCCAACUGAUGAUGACUGGAUGGGGAUAAGCUCAUUAAAUAGCUUGAGUGAUGUACAUAACCUCUAUUGCGGGGUGCCAAUAGACAAGCAAACCCGUGAUGUGUUCGUCGAAGGCAAGCUAGAAGACGUUCAUCAGAACUUUCAAGAGCUAAUGAAGUACUGUGCGGGGGACGUCGUCGCCACGCACAAUGUACUGGAAAAGUUACUGCCUAUGUUCCUGGAGAGGUUCCCUCAUCCCGUGACUUUGGCUGGAAUGUUAGAGUUGGGUUCCGCGUACCUCCCCGUCAAUUCAAACUGGCAGCGAUAUAUAGAUUCAGCAGAAACAGUAUUCGAAGACCUAAAACUAGAGUCUCGUCAGAUACUAUCGUCGAAAGCGGAUGAAGCAUGUCGUAUGAUGGAGAAUAAAGCAUACAAAAACGACCUCUGGAUGUGGGAUCAAGACUGGUCUAUACAAAAACUCAAAUUAAAGAAAACUAUUUCAAAAAGUGACAUAAAUAAACCCAUGAAUACUGAAGUAGAAAUAAAAAAUAAAAAAAUCAACCCAAAAACAAAUAGUGUAAUCCUAAAUGAAGAAUAUAUAGAAAGUUUAGAGCACAGGGAUGAUAAAGAGAUAAAUAAUAUAAAAGAUUUAUAUAAAAAGUUUGCUUAUUUGUAUGAAUUGGGAAGGUCUUUGCCAGUGAAAAGGCCGUAUUUAGCCGGGUAUCCAGCGUGGUACAGGAAGCUGUGCACUAAGCCCGGGAAAGAUCCAGAGUGGACGCCCGGAGCUAAUAACAUUACUACCAGUAUGCAGAUAACUCCAAAGCUUCUACGCCUGUCAUGGGAAGGUUACCCCCUACAUUACAUCCAAUCCGAAGGAUGGGGUUUCCUGGUCCCAUACAGCAGGACGCGGGAAGAGUCGAACGAUGAACCACAAGUACCGUUAGAGAAGUUACUAGAAAAUUGCCCUUUGAUGACUCAUAAAGAGGAUUCUGUUCAAGCGGAUUUGAAUAUGUUGCCUAAAAGUGUGGAGGAAGAUUUAGGUCGAAGAGCCUAUUAUGCGAGGAAGAAACGGGAUGAACAAGCGGCCGCGAAUCAAUACCAUGGGCUUGGCGUGUGGUGCGGCGUUGAUAUACAAGGCUGUUGCCACUUCCUGCGCUUGCCGCACAAGGAUGGACCUAAAUAUAAAGUGGGAAAUCCCCUCGCUAAAGAUUUUUUGAACAUGUUCAGUCAAAACGUUCUAUCUGCCCAAGGAAAUGAAGCGGAAAAAGUGUUAUCAUUCGCACGCAUGAUGUCCUACUGGCGCAAUAACCGCGAGCGUGUGAUGGGGCAGACCGUGGUGUGGGUCCCAGGUUCGAGCCGGGUGGGUGCCAUAUUGCCGCAAGUUGUGGUCUGUGGCACUCUGACUAGACGGGCGUCAGAGCCGACGUGGAUGACGGCGAGCAACGCGCAGCGCGAGCGCGUGGGCUCGGAGCUGCGCGCGCUGGUGCAGGCGCCGCCCGCGCACUGCUUCGUGGGCGCCGACGUCGACUCCCAGGAGCUAUGGAUAGCGGCUCUGUUGGGGGACGGCGCGGGGGGUGUCGGGGGCGCGGGGGGCGUCGGGGGCGCGGGGGGUGUCGGGGGCGCGGGGGGCGUCGGGGGCGCGGGGGGUGUCGGGGGCGCGGGGGGUGUCGGGGGCGCGGGGGGCGUCGGGGGCGCGGGGGGUGUCGGGGGCGCGGGGGGCGCGGGGGGUGUCGGGGGCGCGGGGGGCGCGGGGGGCGUGUGCGGGGGCUCUGCGUUCGCGUGGGCGGUGCUGGCGGGCGACAAGGCGCGCGGCACCGACCUGCACGCGCUCACGGCGCGCGCCGCCGGCGUGCAGCGGGACCACGCAAAGGUCAUCAACUACGCCAGGAUAUAUGGAGCCGGUCAGAACUUCGCAGAGAGGUUACUGAAACAGUUCAACCCGACCAUGACUAUAUCUGAGGCCAAAAGUAAAGCCGCCAAAAUGUUCUCCACCACCAAAGGAAGAAGAGUUUACAGACUGAAGAAGAAAUACAUGGAGGGUUUUAUUGAUGAGGGGUUUGAUGACCAGCCACUAGAAAUGACGGGAUACCAAGCUCAAAGAUUAGCUAAGCUUAGUGGGAAGAAAUUGGAAGAAAUGUUUGAAAGGCCGCUGUGGGUCGGCGGUACGGAGUCGCAAAUGUUUAAUAAAUUAGAAGAAAUUGCUGACUCGGCUGCUCCUCGCACUGCUUUUCUAGAAGGGCGGUUAUCUCGUGCCCUGGAGCAGGCUCAAGGGCGAUGGGGCGGCACUCGCCUCAACUGGGCCGUGCAAAGUGCCGCCGCCGACUUCCUGCACCUCAUGCUGGCCUGCAUGGUCCAUCUGGCCCCACGAGCUAGAUUCUGUCUAAGUUUCCACGACGAAGUACGAUAUCUGGUUCCAGACGAAUACAAAUAUGAGACCGCAUUGGCUUUGCAAAUUACCAACUUAUUCACGCGAGCGUUUUGUUCACAAAGGGUUGGUAUCCACGAUCUGCCCAUGUCAGUAGCGUUUUUCACAUCAGUAGAAGUUGACCAAGUGCUGAGGAAGGAGGCGGACGCGUGCUGCACCACGCCCUCCAACCCACACGGCCUAGAAAAGGGCUACGGUAUACCCAACGGGGAGUCUCUCACCAUAUUUGAUGUUAUAGAAAAGUGUAAUAACAUUAAAACA
Messenger RNA from Brenthis ino (lesser marbled fritillary), 3588 nucleotides. NCBI's taxonomy places the organism in Eukaryota, Metazoa, Arthropoda, Insecta, Lepidoptera, Nymphalidae. The record is from the annotation of a GenBank genome assembly.